This is a messenger RNA of Funneliformis geosporum, 306 nucleotides long. The record is from the annotation of a GenBank genome assembly. NCBI's taxonomy places the organism in Eukaryota, Fungi, Glomeromycota, Glomeromycetes, Glomerales, Glomeraceae.
AUGAAAGGGAUAGAAACUGUAAAGCAAGGUAAAUCUCAGCUUCUCAAAUUCAUUGGAAAGAAGAUUAUAAGAGAGGCUAUAGAUAUAAAUAAUAUACGUCCAAUUCACAAAAUUGUUGAAGAUACUCUUAGAGAAGCCCAGAAUAAGAAAUGGGAUUUCAAUGAAUUUAUCGUAAUAGAUAUUGCAAAAGAGCAAAACAUGAAAAUAGAUAUCAAUUAUUAUUUAAGAUCAACAACAGCAAUGUGCGCACGCUUUAUCAAUGAAGAUGAUAGCUAUCAACUACCCCCAUCAGAUAGAAUAAUGUAG